CUUUCGGUCGCGCGCGCGUCGUUGGGCCAUGGCGCUGUUGCUCUCCAACAUCCGACGCGCCUGGCACUACAAGUUCUGGCAAAGGCAGACAGCGGGAUAUCUGCGGAUCUAUGAGAAAAACAACAAGUUGCCAAACAAUGAGAUGAUAGGUUAUGUGCUCAAUGACAAGCACCCCAAGACUAUCCGGGUGGCGUGCGAUAGGUACAUGUGGGUCAUGCGCUACAAAAAGGCCUUUCGCUUCACCAAGAAGAUUUGGGCCCAUGAUGAGCAUUCUGAGUGCCGUGUGGGCGACGUGGUGCGCGUGCAGCCCUUGGGCUAUCGCUUAGGCCCUUGGAAGACGUACGUCUUGGUGCGCGUGCUCCAUCGCGAGCCACGAGAUGACGAGCUGGCACCGCGAGGCUCCGAAAAGAGGAACCUGCUGCUGCCAAGGUCCACCGAGGAAAGCGCAGGUUGACCGUGACGCUGAAA
Molecule: messenger RNA, 468 nt
Organism: Cladocopium goreaui
Lineage: Eukaryota; Dinophyceae; Suessiales; Symbiodiniaceae
Source: the annotation of a GenBank genome assembly